CGCUUGCUGGGGUCGACGGCGCGACGGCGUGGGGGUCCGCGGGGAGGGGCCGCCGCCAUUGCCGCCUCGCUCAGGGGCCAGCGCCAUGGGCCAGUGCGGCAUCACGUCCUCCAAGACCGUGCUGGUCUUCCUGAACCUCAUCUUCUGGGGGGCAGCGGGCAUCCUCUGUUAUGUGGGGGCCUACGUCUUCAUCACUUACGAUGACUAUGACCACUUCUUUGAAGAUGUGUACACGCUCAUCCCUGCCGUGGUGAUCAUAGCUGUGGGCGCCCUCCUUUUCAUCAUUGGGCUCAUUGGCUGCUGUGCUACCAUCAGGGAGAGUCGGUGUGGACUCGCCACGUUUGUCAUCAUCCUGCUCUUGGUUUUCGUCACAGAAGUCGUCGUGGUGGUUUUGGGGUAUGUUUACAGAGCGAAGGUGGAAAAAGAGGUUGACCGCAGCAUUCAGAAAGUGUAUAAGACCUACAAUGGAACCAAUCCUGAUGCUGCCAGCCGAGCAAUUGAUUAUGUACAGAGACAGUUGCACUGUUGUGGAAUCCAUAACUACUCAGACUGGGAAAACACAGAUUGGUUCAAAGAAACCAAAAACCAGAGUGUCCCUCUUAGCUGCUGCAGAGAGACUGCUAGCAGCUGUAAUGGCAGCCUGGCCAACCCUUCUGACCUCUACGCUGAGGGGUGUGAGGCUCUGGUUGUGAAGAAACUACAGGAGAUUAUGAUGCAUGUUAUCUGGGCAGCCCUGGCCUUCGCAGCUAUUCAGCUGCUGGGCAUGCUGUGUGCGUGCAUCGUGCUGUGCAGAAGGAGUCGAGACCCCGCGUACGAGCUCCUCAUCACGGGCGGGACCUACGCGUAGCCGAUGUGCCCACGCUCGCCGCUCUUCUCAUUGGGAGAACCAUUUGCAAGUUGCAUAGUGCGUAGAGAUAAAGCAGGACAUGGCCUGCUCCUGUUGCCUCCGGGAGGGACGGCAGUGCUGCUGUGGUGUCAUCGGCUCCUUGCAGUCCUCACAAUGGAGAACUCUUGGCCAAAGGUUCUGGGGGGAGGGGAGGAAGCCGGCUGUCUGGUUAAGGUUGACACCAGGUGGUGCCCCUCAGCAGUGUCCUUUAAAAUAUAUAUACUGUAGUCCGAUAAGAUAGCAGCUGUACAAAAUGGCUAAAAUAGAUUUUAGAACCACACAGUGUGUAUCUUUUCAUCUUCAAAAUCAGAGACUGAUCUUUGAAAUGAGUGGUUUUUAAUCAAAGCUGGCUUUAUAGGAGGAGUAUAAUGUAUGCACUACUGUUUUGAAACAAUUAGUGUGAGUGUGCGUGCCUUUGUAUGAUUGAAUCCAUUCAUCAGAAGUCUAAAACUCGUUAGGGAUAAUGGACCCAUGUAGACUAGCAAAAAUAGUAUGUAGAUGUGACCUCAGUUGUAAAUAGAAAAAUCUAAUUCAAUAAACUCCAUAUCAGCCCUCAACG
Castor canadensis (American beaver) is the source of this 1445-nucleotide messenger RNA. It is a transcript of the gene Tspan3, whose product is annotated as tetraspanin 3. NCBI's taxonomy places the organism in Eukaryota, Metazoa, Chordata, Mammalia, Rodentia, Castoridae. Gene Ontology annotation, cellular component: plasma membrane. The record is from RefSeq and is a predicted model, not a curated record.